This is a messenger RNA of Gastrolobium bilobum, 2358 nucleotides long. RefSeq names its product cation/H(+) antiporter 14-like. Lineage: Eukaryota; Viridiplantae; Streptophyta; Magnoliopsida; Fabales; Fabaceae. Gene Ontology annotation, cellular component: membrane; endomembrane system. The transcript is spliced from 3 exons. The record is from RefSeq and is a predicted model, not a curated record. Gene Ontology annotation, biological process: proton transmembrane transport; regulation of pH. Gene Ontology annotation, molecular function: antiporter activity. Bases 1 to 2358 code for a protein of 785 amino acids.
AUGGAUCAGGUAAGACUACGUGAGAGGAGUUCUUAUGGAAUGAUUGGCAAUGAGAAAUUAGUAUGUCAAUAUAUUGAAAGCUCCAAAACAAGGGGUGUUUGGCUUGGAGAUAACCCCCUCAAUCACAGCACAACUGUCCUAUUACUUCAGAUUAUUGUUAUGUUCACUGUUGGUAGAAUUACUCAUCUCUUGCUAAGGCCUUGUCAUCAAACUCAGAUCAUUGCACAGAUUGUGGCUGGUGUCAUAUUGGGUCCUUUAUUUCUAGGUCGACAUGAUGCAUGUUUUGAGAUGAUAUUUCCAUCAGCAAGCAGACUGACACUUACAACAUUUGCUGAAUUUGGCAUGGUAAUUCACUUCUUUAAGAUGGGGGUACAGAUCAAUCCCACACAGAUCUUGAAGAUAGAAAAAAAGGCAGUGGUAAUUGGUCUAGGUGGUCAUUUGUCUGCCAUAGCAAUUGGAACUGCAGUUUUAAAUAUUGUAGACAAAAUGUACCCACUGGGGUCUGAAAAGGAAGGUAUAUAUGGUUUGGUUGUGUGUAGUGCUCUAACAGCAUUUCCUGUUACAAGUGGCUUCCUCAAUGAGAUGAACAUUCUCAAUUCAGAGAUUGGACGUGUGGCUUUAUCCACUUCCAUGAUUAGUGAUGCAUGUAUGUGGGUAAAUUAUUUUGUUAUCGUCAAUACUACUAAAGCAUUGCAACAAGGGUCAUGUAGACCUAUUUUGGAAUUGACUUUGUCACUUUGCUAUAUAUCCAUCUUAUUCUUCCUGCUAAGGCCACUUGUUAUAUGGAUCUCCCACCGAAAUCCAAAGGGAAAGCCCAUAACAGAAAGCCAUUUCAUGUCAAUUAUUUCGAUACUUCUGUUUAUUUCAUUCUCUGCACAAGUUUGUGGCCAACCUGCUUUCCUUGUUGCUUUUUGGUUUGGCUUGAUCUUGCCGGAUGGUCCCCCUUUAGGUUCUGUUCUGGCAGAAAAGCUUGAUACUGUUGGUUCUACUUUGAUUGUUCCAGCUUUCUGUACUAUUAUUGGGAUCAGGACAAAUGUUCCUCCAUUAACAGGAUCAAAGACAGCAAGCUUAGAGAUUAUUUUGAUUGCAGGGUAUAUGGGCAAGUUUUUAGGCACCCUUUUACCCUCACUUCACUUUCAGAUUGACUUCUGGGAUUCUUUGGCAUUGGCUCUAAUCAUGUGUUGCAAAGGCCUUGUAGAUAUCAGUGUGUUCAACAUAUUAUUUAACUCUAAGGACAUAGGCGAGGUGAGUUUCUCCCUUGCUAUAUAUACUAUGGUGGCAGUAACUGGUUUUUCCUCUCUAGUUGUUUAUUACAUAUAUGAUCCUUCAAGGAGGUACAGAGCCUAUAAUAGAAGAUCAAUUAGGGAAUCCAAUCAAGACCUUGAUCUCAAAGUACUUGUCUGCGUCCACAAUGAAGAAAAUGUAUAUCCAAUCAUCAACCUUCUUCAAGCCUCCAACCCCAUUAAGGCUACACCACUCUCAGUCUUUGUUCUACAUCUAAUGGAGCUUUCAGGCAGGGCAUUUUCCAUCCUUACCAAAAAUGAGGACACUAACAAAUCACAUUCUUAUAAGGAGAGUUCCUCUCAACACAUAAGCAAUGCCUUUGAUCAAUUUCAGCUGCAUAACAAAGAGGGUGUCAAGUUGCAGUUCUUCACUGUAAUUGCACCAUAUGCAAGCAUGCAUGAUGACAUAUGCUACAUGGCAAUGGACACGAAAUCUGACAUGGUGAUUGUGCCAUUCCAUAAGCAAUGGUCCAUACAUGGAAAUUUUGAGGUUCCCAUUGCUUCAGUUAGGACACUAAACCAGAAAGUUCUAAGGAAAGCUCCUUGCUCAGUUGGAGUUUUUAUUGACAGAAGCGAAAUGAGUGGCAAACUAUUAGUUAUCUAUGAGAAAUUAUAUUGUGACAUUGCAAUGAUCUUUGUAGGUGGUGGUGAUGAUCAAGAAGCAUUAGCUUAUAGUCUACGCAUAGCUCAGCAUCCAAACGUAAGACUUACAGUGUUUUGGUUAAGGGUUAAAAUGCAAGGUAAACAAAGGAAUAUGAAGAACCCUUACAUUGAUUUGAUGGAGCAUAUAAGGUAUAGUAAUAAGCAUAAUAACCAACAAAUAACCUUCAAGGAGGAGAGUGUGGAAGAUGGAGCAGGAACAACACAAGUUAUCAGAAAAAUGGAGGGAAAUUUUAGUAUGGUCAUAGUAGGUAGACAUCAUAUGCCAGAUUCUCCAUGUACACUAGGCUUGACAGAAUGGUGUGAACUCCCUGAGCUUGGACCAAUUGGGAACCUUCUAGCUACAUCAGAUUUUACAUUUUCAGUUUUGGUGGUGCAACAACAAAGCUUUUAUAACUUCCGAUGUAUGAGGUGA